AUGGUAUCCCCAGAAGCCCAGCAGCAGCAGCAGCAGCAGCAGCUUCAACAGUCGAGUUCUGUACUGCAGCAGCAGGAGAGUGGCUCGAUGGCCCCCAAGUCUGAACCGUCUAAACAAGGGUCUUUGCUGCUGCAGCAGCAACCUUCCAGCACAACCCUUGUACACCUUGCACCUUCUGCAGCUAAGAAGAAACUGCUGCAGCAGGAGGCCCGUAGGAAGCAGCAGCAACGAGGAGCAGCAAGAAGAAAGGGUUCUUCCGGGGCCACCCCAGGGAAAAACGUAGCGGGGGCCCCCGCUAAGGUGCAAGCAACGGGGGGUAGACAGAAGAAAAUAAAUAACAGCAAGCAGAAACAAAAAACAGAAAAAAAGAAAACAAACAACAAAAAGACAAGCAGGGCAACAUCACCAGCGGCAUCACGAGGCACAGCAGAUGGUGCGACGAGAAAAACACAGCUGAAGCAGCAGGUGCUGCAGCAGGAGGGGGAGCAGCAGCAGGAGCAGCAACAGCAGCAGGAGCAGCAACAGGAGCAGCAGCAGGAGCAGCAGCAGGAGCAGCAGCAGGAGCAGCAGCAACAGGAGGAGCAGCAGCAGCAGGAAAGCAAGGCCGCCAUCUUCUAUGACUCUGCGGGGCGGCCGAUGCGUCUCCUCUCUUCGGGUCGGUUUGAGCUGCUGGUGCCGUAUUCCCCAGCAGCAACAGCAGCAGCAGCAGCAGCAGAAACAGCAGCAGCAGCAGCAGGCAGCAACCCUUGUUUAUUGAAGGUUCGUAGAGAAGCUGUUGCUGGUCAAGAGGGUUUAUCUGCUGCUGAGGAGGGUGUGUUUGUGCGUCGGUUCCCGCGGCGUUGCAACCCCCCCAUUGCAUGCAGCAGCAGCAGCAGCAGCAGCAGCAGCAGCAGCAGCAGACGAGCAAUCCCUGUGAAGGUUCGGCUGCUGCAGAGACACCCCAAGCAAGAAGCAAAAAUCCUAGAACAAGUCACCAGGCCCCCCACACCCCUAGAACAGGGCGUGCUGCACUUCAGGCUGCUGCAGGUGCAGCAGCAGAAAGACAGAGAAACAAGAAGAGCUGUUGCUUACGAGUGGAAGGCUUCGCCGCCACCACAGAUACUCAAUACACAGAAAAAAGAAGAAACAAAUACACGUAUACACACUGCUGCUGCUGCUGCUGCUGAUGCUGCUGCUGCUGCGGAUGCUGCUGGGGAUGUCACCAGGUCAAACUCAGCUGCAGCAGCAAACAGCACUGCAGCAGAUGCUACUGCUGCUGCUGCUGCUGAUGGUACUGCUGCUGUCUCUCCUAAUAGCCAACAGCAGGACGAGCAGCUGCAGCCGCAGCAGACGCAAGACAUGCACCAACAAUACAUGCAGCAGCAGCAACAGCAGCAGCAGCAGCAGCAGCAGCAGCAGCAGGAAGAAAUGCAGCACUAUCAACAGAACUGGGAUCAGCAGCAAGCCUGCACUUCAGGCUGCUGCAGGUACUGCUGCUGCAAGCAGACGCAAGACAUGCACCAACAAUACAUGCAGCAGCAGCAACAGCAGCAGCAGCAGCAGCAGCAGGAAGAAAUGCAGCACUAUCAACAGAACUGGGAUCAGCAGCAAGUGCAGCAGCAGCAGUGGGCUCCUGAGCAGCAGCAACAGCAGCAGCAGGAGUGGACGCCUGAGCAGCAGCAGCAAUGGGAGCAGCAGCAGCAGUGGGAGCAGCAGCAGCAGUGGGAGCAGCAGCAGCAAUGGGAGCAGCAGCAGCAGCAAUGGACUCCUGAGCAGCAGCAGCAAUGGGAGCAGCAGCAACAAUGGCAGCAGCAGCAGCAGCAGCAGUGGUCUCCUGAGGAGCAGCAGCAGUGGGAGCAGCAGCAGCAGUGGGCUGGCGAGGCGCAGCAGCAACCAUGGCCUGCAUCGCAGCAAGAGCAGCAGCAGCAGCAGGAGCAGCAGCAGCAGCAGCAGCAGUUGUGCUCAGCAGCAGUGGGAGCAGCAGCAGCAGUGGGCUGGCGAGGCGCAGCAGCAACCAUGGCCUGCAUCACAGCAAGAGCAGCAGCAGCAGCAAGAGCAGCAGCAGCAGCAGCAGCAGUUAUGCUGCAGCAGCAGCAGCAGCAGCAGCAGCAUGCAAGGGUGCAGCAGGAGGAGCAGCAAACAGCAGUUCAGUCGGCGCUGCAGCAGCCUUCUGUUGCUCUCUGUGCUUGCUGCCCCUCCUGCUCCUGGCAGCAGCAGCAGCAGCAGCAGCAGCAGCAGCAGGAAGAACAGCAGGGACAAGACCAGCAGCAACUGCUGCACCAGCAGUCGCAGCCGCAGCAACACGAACUGCAGCAGCAAGAACUGCAGCAGAUAGAACUGCAGCAGCAACAAUCCCAGCUGCAGCAAGAUUUGCAGCAGAUACAGCAGCAGGAAGAGCAGCAGCAGGAACAGCAGCAGCAGGAAGAACAGCAGCAGCAGCAGCAGCAAGAGGAACAGAAGGAUGGCCUGUUGCUGCUGCAGCAGCAGCAGCAACUCCAAGAGAGGCUGAAGCUGAGGAGGCAGCAGCAGCAGCAGCAGAGACAGGAGCAGCAGCAGCAGAAGCAACAGAAGAAGCAGCAGCAGCAGCAGCAGCAGAAGCAGAAGCAGCAGCAACAGUGCGAGCGUGUGAAGUGCGGCGCCCGCAGAAGAUGCCGCCAGCAGCACUAA
Molecule: messenger RNA, 2646 nt
Organism: Eimeria mitis
Lineage: Eukaryota; Apicomplexa; Conoidasida; Eucoccidiorida; Eimeriidae
Exons: 7
Coding region: 1-2646 (881 amino acids)
Source: RefSeq, a predicted model, not a curated record